AUGAGGGGUAAGUCAAAGGAUAUAAAAACAGUUUCAUAUAGUUUUAAUACAGUAGGUCCAGUCACCUACUUCGGUGAUAUGUUUCCUGUGGAUUACACACUUCAGCUCAAUUUGUGCACAGGUACGUGUAUAGACUUCAGACCGGACAAUGAGAGCGAACUCCUUGUAGGAAUUGACACAGGCCUCGUUAUCCAGUGUUCCGUCUCCUGUUCCUCACACACUUUUAUCCGUUACCCCGCCCACUCUGCGCCCGUGAGAGAUGUGGGCUGGAACAAGUAUUACUACAAGAUCUUCAUCUCUUGUUCCAUAGAUUGGUCGGUCAAAGUCUGGCUCCAGGAUAAUACGACGCCCCUUAUCACCUUGGACAUGGGGGGCUCCGUGGCCGCCGCCAGCUGGUCGGCCUUCAGCAGCAGCGUCUUCGUAGCGGUGACAGACGAAGGUCGGAUAUACGUGUACGACCUCCACGUCCGGCAGUCACGACCUCUGUGCGUUCAGAGUGUGAUGCAGAAGCGGCGUGUGGUGAUGACGAGCCUCUCCUUCAACACGUACCACCCGAUCAUCCUCAUCGGCGGCGAAAAAGGCCACCUGAUAUCACUCAAGCUCUCGCCAAAUCUGCGUCAGGUAAACAAGGACCCGCGAGACAUGGAGGAAAUGACACACAAAGAAGUGGAAGUGUGCAAGAUGGAGAGACUCAUCGCCGUAAACAAGGGCUGGCAUAUGCAGGGCAAAAUGCCAUGGCUCAACUGGAGUGUGUACCACAGAGACCCUGUCCUAGCUGAUCUGGUAGAAUAUUACUUGAUGGAAAACUUGCCCAGGCCGUUUGUGCCAGCGACUCCUGGCUAUGGAUUUGGCGACAGUGGAGCGCAGCUGGUGGCAGGUUUCAAGCUCCUCCACCUCAACUGA
Penaeus indicus is the source of this 903-nucleotide messenger RNA. RefSeq names its product dynein intermediate chain 2, ciliary-like. NCBI's taxonomy places the organism in Eukaryota, Metazoa, Arthropoda, Malacostraca, Decapoda, Penaeidae. Bases 1 to 903 code for a protein of 300 amino acids. Gene Ontology annotation, cellular component: outer dynein arm. The transcript is spliced from 5 exons. The record is from RefSeq and is a predicted model, not a curated record. Gene Ontology annotation, biological process: outer dynein arm assembly; cilium movement. Gene Ontology annotation, molecular function: dynein heavy chain binding; dynein light chain binding.